This is a messenger RNA of Populus trichocarpa (black cottonwood), 1907 nucleotides long. RefSeq lists its product as uncharacterized. NCBI's taxonomy places the organism in Eukaryota, Viridiplantae, Streptophyta, Magnoliopsida, Malpighiales, Salicaceae. The record is from RefSeq and is a predicted model, not a curated record. The transcript has 3 exons. The coding region runs from base 258 to 923 and encodes 221 amino acids.
UUUAAAUAUCUGAAAGUUUUAACCCGUUCCCUCUCACAACAAUCAAGCAAUCUAAUCUCCCCCUGCUUUCUAUAAUCUAAUCUCUCUUCAGCUCUUCCAUCUCUCUCAUUUCCUUGUUUGACAGCGGUUUCCCAUAAAUUCUGGUUAAUUUUCUUUCUUUUUUCUUUUUUUCAAAAUCUUCUGGUUCGUUAUUUUGUUUCCUUUCUUGUGUUAUUGGCCUUUUCUAUAAUUCAAUUUUAUCUCAUUUGUGUUCAACAAUGGCUGAAAUGAAAGACGCCCAUAUCGUAGAAAUCCCAGUAGAUGAAGAGCACCAGCAGAAACUGAUAUGUGCCAUGAACACAAUAACAGCAAUUCAAAACCACCCGUUAGCAGAAAUCUCUAAUUGUCCAGGUCAUCUUUUGCUUCUCAAGCUAUGGCAAAGAGAAGAGAAUCUUUUCGGCCGUAGAAUUGCUUUGAAAGAGUCGAGAAUGGUCUCUAUCAAGCGCGAAAUCUUUCACCUUUGUUGCUUCUUUUUAGUCUUUCAUGGGAUAUUCUUAACCAUUUUGUUUACCUCUUCUGUUGAUAGUAAAGAGCAUACUUGCAAGAAUUGGUGGAUACCUUCUCUUGUGUCUGUCUGCACUUCGCUUGUGUUUGUGUCUUUGGUUCAGGUUAAGAUUUGCAGUUACUGGAAGGUGUCCAGGCAGUUGCAAAGAGAGAAGAAUAAUGAUAGAGCUCUUACUAAGUGUAUUCAAGAGUUGAGAAUGAAAGGGGCUAGUUUUGAUUUGUCUAAGGAACCAGUGAGUGGAAAGAGAAUGAAGAGCUCAAGCGUUGAGAUCAAAUGGAAGCCAUUUACUUGGUGUUCGCAGUAUUUGAUUACAAUUUGUCUUGUUUCUUUCUCAUGUUUGGUGUUUCCUGCUUCCAAAUUCAUCCUUUGCGGAUUCUGAUCAGGGAAGCCUGCUAGCUAGCUUGUGGAUUUCUCCAAGUCAGCGUCUAAGCAUGAAGUUUGUACGUAAUGAUCUUGUUUAAUCUACAACAACAAAGAAUGUGCUGGCUCAGUUCUCUGAUCAAUUACUUGAAGUUCUCUUGUGCACCAUUCAUACAAGUACUUGCAGUGCUGGAAUUUGAGAGGCUUGAUAAUGGCAUUGCCUAAUCUCAUCAAGGGGAUGAAGCAUUUCGGUCCGAUCAUCUGUUAGUUGGAUUCAUAAUUUUACGGGCUAAAAAGGAAAUCGGUCAUAUCGUUCCUCCCUGAAUUCCAGUGCGGAUGAUGAGAAGGAUACCAGAUCAACAAUGAUGCCAACGCCGCUUCCCUUCUAUGCCAAGUGCAACAUCAAUCAUCUUGGUUCCGGCGUUCAAAGAACUUCAAUCAUGUGGCAGCAUCAAUUUUCUGCAAUGUUAACUUUGAGCAAACACUAAAGAUGCCAUUAGCUCACAUCGGCUGAAUCAAGAAUCUUAUUGGACACAAGUCAUCUCUUUCUCAAGAGGAUCCUUUACAAGGACAAAGUUCAGUAUAUGGCUUUGGCUAUUAGCUAAGACAAUAUCUCUUGAAAAGCCUACAAUAUAUAGGUAUAACCUAUAGAUGUGGGCAUACAUUAUUAUUAAUAUCGUAUGUAGAGACACCAGGCAUAUUGGGUUAUUCAAACUUCUCAUCUAGGAGAUUAUGAUAAUGUCACCAUCUCACUUCAAUUAGGAGAGAAGAGUCAGUUGCUUAUACAGUAGAUUACUUUCUCUCCUCGAGAUAUGCCUUCUCAAUAAUAAAAUUAAAUAUGUGGACCUGACCCAUCAGCUAAGACAAUAUUUCUCGGGAGCCUACCUUGUACAGGUGUGGGCAUACAUUAUUAGAGAUUAAUCGGGGCAUCCUUGUUUAGCUAGAAGAUAAAGGAUCUGUUAAUUUGAUGAUAUGAUAGUGUGAUGAACAGUGGAGUUAAUUA